This is a messenger RNA of Pipistrellus nathusii (Nathusius's pipistrelle), 1332 nucleotides long. Lineage: Eukaryota; Metazoa; Chordata; Mammalia; Chiroptera; Vespertilionidae. The record is from the annotation of a GenBank genome assembly.
AUGCGCUCCGCAGCGGCCCUGGCGCUUCUGCUGUGCGCCGGGCAAGUUAUGGCCCUCCCUGUGAACGGCCCUAUGACUAAAUUUGACGACGAGUUGAUGAAGUGCUUCGUUGAGGUGAUCUCUGACACGCUGGCCAAUCCCGGCCCCAGGCCCGUGAGCACAAAGUGUUCUAAGACACUCCGAGCAGAUGAGCGGAUCCUCUCGAUGCUUCGGCACCAGAAUUUGCUGAACGAGCUCCAAGACCUCGCUCCCCAAGGUGCCGUGGAGAGGGCACGUCCGGAGAGGAAGCCCAGCACCUUGGAGGAGGAGCUCUCCAAGUUUCUGGAGCGGCAGAAGGACCAGCAGAACGACCAGGCCGAGCUGAGAGAAGGGACAGAAGAGACGCCCUCCCAGGAUGCCGAGAAAAGGGCGGAUUCUCACGAGGCGGAGAAGAGCGGUGAAGACACGGACACAGCCGGGCCCCAGGCCUCCCCGGAACUCGGGCAGGGGCCCAAGGACGAGGACAACCAGGUCCCGGAGGAGGAGGGGGAUGCCAACACCCACCCCCCAGCCAGCCUCCCCAGCCAGAAACAGCCAGGGCCCCCGCCCAAGGGCGGCAGCGAGGGCCCCUCCCAGGGUGUGGGCGACAGAGAGGAGGGCCAGGAUGCGGAGCAAGGACAGCAGGCCAGGAGAGAAGAGGAGGACGACGAGGAGGAGGAAGAGGAGGCUGGAGAGAAGGUUCUCUCUGAGGAAGAAAGCCCCACCGAGGCAGCUGACCCCCACCCAAGCCUUGGCUACAAGGAGGUCCGGAGGGCCAAGAGUUGGUCCAAGGACGGAGCCGGAGAGCCUGGGGCUGAGGAAGCUCAGGCCCCCGAGGGGCAGGGGGACCCGGAGUCCCGGCCGGAGGAGGAGAUGGCAGGGGCCCCGCAGGGCCUCCUCCGGGGCGGGAAGAGCAGGGAGCCGGAGCCGGAGGAUGAGCGGCUCUCCGAGGAGUGGGAGGACGCCAAGCGGUGGAGCAAGAUGGACCAGCUGGCCAAGGAGCUGACGGCGGACAAGCGGCCGGAGGGGGAGGACGAGAACGACCCCGACCGCUCCAUGAGGCUCUCCUUCCGGCCCCGGGGCUCCGGCUUCGGGGGCCCCGGGCCGCAGCUGCGCCGUGGCUGGAGGCCGUCCUCCCAGGAGGACCCCGAGGGGGGCCUGGCCCCCCAGGGGCGCAGCUACCCCGAGGAGAAGAAGGAGGAGGAGGGCAGCGCCAACCGCAGGCCGGAGGACCAGGAGCUGGAGAGUCUGUCGGCCAUCGAGGCGGAGCUGGAGAAGGUGUCACGGCAGCUGCAGGCGCUGCGGCGGGGCUGA